UGACGCUGUGCGUACACACACACACAUAUAUAUACAGCCAGUUAGAGGCACAGCCAGGAGUUCAGGGUUGGGUCUCGCCGCAGAAUUCCCGACAAGAAACCGAGCAGCAAACUGCUGGCAGCCUCUGUGCGAGGAGACCCUGCGGUGAAGCCCUCGGGUCCAGUCAGCCUGCCUCGCAAGCCGGUGUGUUCCUGCGCCUGGGGCGAAGGAGCCGGGAUGGCUGAGGAGCAGGUGAACAUCGUGUUUGAGGGGCUGUUAUUGCCCACGCAUGUUCACUCGGAGGAAAGCCUGAGGUACGCCCGGGAAAGGUUCCACGUUCGGGACGAUGAUGUUUUCAUUGUCACUUACCCCAAAUCAGGUACCACUUGGAUGCAAGAAAUAUUGCCAUUAAUUUACAGCAAUGGUGAUCUGACACCAGUGCAAACUAUCCCAAACUGGCAACGUGUACCAUGGUUGGAGCAAAAGACGGGUAAAUCAUUGUUGGAAGACAGACCAUCACCCCGGCUUAUUACAACACAUCUAACUUACCAUCUGAUGCCUAAGUCCUUCAAUACAUCAAAAGCAAAAGUUGUCUAUGUGACCCGAAAUCCAAAGGAUGCACUUGUCUCUUCCUUUCACUAUCACAAUUUGGCCACGUUCUUGGACAACCCAGGGACCUUUGAGGAGUUCAUUCAGAAAUUCCUGGCAGGAAAUGUAAUGUUUGGUUCCUGGUUUGACCACAUUAAGAGUUGGUGGCCGAGAAAGGAUCAGGAUAACAUUUUGUUUAUAACUUAUGAAGACCUGUUGCAGGAUAUGCGAAGUGUUUUGUUGAAACUUGGGGAAUUUCUGGGAAAGCAACUCAGUGAUGAUGCAAUUGAGACAAUUGUGGCCCAAACCAAAUUCAGCAACAUGAGGCAAAACAAAAUGUCCAACUAUAGCUUCGUACCCAAGGAACUGAUGGAUCAAGAAAAAACCAACUUUUUGCGAAAAGGCAUCUCUGGAGAUUGGAAGAACCAUUUCACCACAGCACAGACUGAACAUUUUAAUUCUGUGUACAGCCAAGAAAUGAAAGGAGUUGAUUUCCCAUUUUACAAGGACUGAAGAUAUAAGAAUUGAAGUUUAGAAUUGUAAGCUUUCUAAAAUUUCAAUGUCAAUACUUCUAAAUCAUAAUCCUGUUUGAGAAGUGUAUUUUCUAAUACUGCCUAAUAUUAGUGUUAGUCGAACCUUCCUGUGCUGAUGAGAUGUGCCAGUUAGACCUUGCAGAGGGUGAACUAAACUGGUCGUAUACCUUUUGAAUGUUCAAAUGCAUGUAACACUAUUUUAUUGCAUUUAAUAAUCAUAUCAGUGGAGCUAACUAAAAUUUAAUCUCAAAUUAAAAUUAAGAUAAUCUCGUAAUCAUUAACACAACUUCUCAAUUUUCUAAUCCAUUUUUGAUUCAUUUCAGCACCCAAAUGUUACUAUUUUAUUUACAAAUGAUGCCUCUAUAACUGCAAACAAGGAAAAUAAAACAACACAACUUCUGAAUUACCAGCAGAUAAAGGUCCCGCGUUAAAUGCCCAUUGUCUAUGGUUUGCAGUUAAACUAAUUACAAGCAUCUGAACAAUGUGAAGGCAUUUGCUAGAAUUAAAUAUUUAAAAAGUGUGGUUAUUGAGUAUUCCAUUGAUUUAAUGACUGUGUGUGUGGCAUAGUGGAUUGAAUGCUGCGCUGUACCUUGUGUCAGGUCAGUGCACACAUACAGCAUCUGGCAGGACCCUCUGGGUCUGAGCCACGUAGCCACUCAUUUUUGCGAUUUUGCAUAUUUCCAUGUUAUAUCUAUUUUGAUUUUGAUUUUAAGAGAACAUGUAGACGUAAAAAUAAUAAUAAUAGAACUUUUAAAAGACACUCAGUAUAAGUCAAUCAAUUAAUUAAACAAUUAUGCAAUCGAUAGUAAUCAGUAGUGAUAUCACUAACUGUGGUCAGUUUUAUCUCAAAGACAUUUGCUUUAUUUCCAUGCUAGCCAAAACUGGCCAUGUUUGCAGCUGUUUUUUUUAAUUCUUUCUGAAACACAUCUUUCUUCCUUCUUGCAAAACUUGCUAAAAUGAAGUUAAUUUCUAUUGCAUUACCCUUAAGUUACGAGCUAUGGUGAUCAAUAAUCUUGCACGAGUGUUCAACUUUAGUGUGGAGCCGGGAGAUGUGUUAAAGUAUAACAUGAUUGAUGGCAGGUGGGACACGGUAAUAAAGGGAUGAAUGGGAAACCAACAUGCCAUGAUGUUUGGGAGAAGAAUUUGAUGAGGACUUAUGGUUGAGAGCCUGGGUGGAGUCCUCUGAAGGAAUGGAGCCAAAUACUGAUAUUCAAGGGGAAACAGUAUUCAGUGUUGUGGCUGGAGUGAACUAGUCAACCACUUAAAAUACUGAGGAACAGAUGUUGACAGAGGAACUGACCAGAGAGUCCAGACCAUGCAAGUUCAUUUGGAAGCUUAGUGAUGUAUGUACUAUAGGAACCGGUACCAUUCUGGGGUUUCCCCCUGUGCUAUAAUAAAGUUAUCGUUCUUUGUUUAAAA
Messenger RNA from Stegostoma tigrinum, 2519 nucleotides. RefSeq names its product sulfotransferase 2B1. Gene Ontology annotation, biological process: sulfation. The record is from RefSeq and is a predicted model, not a curated record. Lineage: Eukaryota; Metazoa; Chordata; Chondrichthyes; Orectolobiformes; Stegostomatidae. Bases 217 to 1080 code for a protein of 287 amino acids. Gene Ontology annotation, molecular function: sulfotransferase activity. The transcript has 6 exons. Gene Ontology annotation, cellular component: cytoplasm.